Molecule: messenger RNA, 918 nt
Organism: Cataglyphis hispanica
Lineage: Eukaryota; Metazoa; Arthropoda; Insecta; Hymenoptera; Formicidae
Exons: 7
Coding region: 1-918 (305 amino acids)
Biological process (GO): sensory perception of taste
Cellular component (GO): neuronal cell body; dendrite; membrane
Source: RefSeq, a predicted model, not a curated record
AUGUCUUUCUAUUAUCAAAAGAGAUUUGAAAUAUGCCUGAAAAAGUUUGCUAUUGUGGAUGAUACGUUGGAAGAAUUGGGCACUCCAAAAUUGUAUCAAAAGAUGUAUGCGCGAUCGAAACAAGUCAUAAUUGGAUGGAUUGCAUACAGUCUUAGUAUAAACUUUUACGAUACAUUAUGGUGGUUUAGUGUAAAACGAGACAUUUGGGGAUUUCUUGUAGCUCACAUAAUAAAUCAUUGUGUCAAUAUAAACGCGUUUGUGGACUUAUUUUUUAUUUUUAUUUUAUGGUAUGUCGGUAACAGAUUUGACAAAAUAAACGAGCAUAUGCAAUGUUUAUUGGUAAAAGAGGAACACGAAUUUAAAAGUACAUGGAAAAAACCUGCCGAACUGCAUCGAUAUACUUUACAUAUUUACAAUUACAAGACAACGUUGUGGGUCUUAAUGCAUCUUCAUUUAGAAUUACGUCGUAUCGCUCGCGAAUUGAAUUCGAUGUUUGGAAUACAAAUAACUUUAGAGAUGACAUCCUACUUUGUAAGCAUAUCAACAAUGUGUUACGGCAUAUUCGUAAUGCUAAUGCAGGAACAUCAAGAACAAAUAUCAGUAUACGUAUGGACUAAUAUUAUUUUCUGGGUUUCCAGCUUAAUAAUGAGACUUUAUCUCAUAAAUCACAUUUAUGAGAGUGUUAAAGUUAAGGCUAAAAAAAUUGACAAAACAUUUCAUCAACUAACGAAUAUUCUUCAAUAUGCUGAUAUUUGGAAGGAGAUUUAUCAAUUUUCAUUGCAAGCAAUGUAUCAUCCAUUGGAGUUUACUGCAAUGAAUCUUUUCUAUUUGGGCAAUGACUUUCUUCGAAAGUUUUGCACGACGGUUGUAACAUAUGUCAUUAUCAUGGUGCAAAUGGCUGUGUCAAUGUUAGACUAA